UUCGGUGGCUCUAAAACCUCACCAAAGCAGUCAGUCACCCAGUGCCUGCUUCUGCUGCUAUUCCAUCAGUGAUGGCGCUCCAACUAAGAUCCAAAGCUCGAACCUUUUCGAACCCUUCUUUCAUCCGUCUCUUCUCCACCAACUCCUCCUCCUCCUCAAACCCUUCUGAUCCUUCUGACCCAAAUGACGAAUCCAACUCUUCUUCCUCCUCUCAAUCUUCUCUGUCUUCCUAUUUCAGCGAUGUCAAAGCCAGUCUCAGACAGACCCAAAGCUAUCCUCGGCCGGAACCCAGAAGACCCGCCUCCUCAUCUUCAAACCAUCCCUCUUUCUCGAGGCCCUCCAAGAUCGAGUCCUUCGACGAGAUUCGCAAGAACCUCUCUGAGUUCCGCCGCGCGACCUCUGCUCCUCCUCCCACCGCCAAGUCUAAUUCUACGCCAACCUCCUCGUCGCCUCGUGGUUCUGGUUCUUCGCAGCACAUCUCGUUUGAGGAGCUGUACAAGCAAAACGUGGUGGGGAUGGCGCAGAAUGCCGAGAAGAGUGGUGGUGGAAGGCAGUCGUUUGAAGCGAUUCGGGAGAGUUUGAAGCAGCUGAGCUCGUCUCAGAAUGAGAAGAAGGGUGUGGACCCCAUGUCGUUAUCGACGUUCAAGAAUACUUUGAGGUUGAAGCCCAAGGAUUCCUCUUCUUCUUCUUCUUCUUCUUCCUCGUCGCCGAGUAUGGUGAUUGGAGGGACUGAUGCUUCGCCGUUCUCAUUGUUUGGGGAGGUGUCGAGGGAGAAGAAGGACAAGGACAGGUCGGAUGCGAUGAGGGCGGAGUUCGUGAAGAUGUAUAGCUAUGGAGAGUUGGGAGAGAAGUUGAAGACUUUGAGGCCGGUGGCUAAAGGGGAUGAUUGGUUUUCAUUGGGGGAAUUGAAUGACAGGUUGAUUAAAUUGAGGGAUUUGGAGGACAAAGAGACUGAAAGUAAGAUUGGCGGCAACUCUUACAGGGACUUGAGGGAUAGCUUGCUCAAGUUGAAGCUACCCGAGGAUGAGAAACCUAAGUUGCACAGAAUUGAUAUAUUGGGUCAAUUGGGUCGCACUCCUGACUUCAUGCUGCAAACUCCCAAGGAACACCUGGUUGAAAAGUAUUUCCAUCCAGAUAACAUGUCUUCUGAAGAAAAACUGAAAAUCGAACUUGCCAAAGUUAGAGAUGAGUUUAAAAUGUCAGAGUCAGAUUGUGGAUCUGCACGAGUACAAGUGGCGCAGCUAACAACCAAGAUCAAGCAUUUGUCUUCAGUUUUGCACAAAAAGGAUAAGCAUUCUCGGAAGGGUCUUCUAGCAAUGGUGCAGAGGAGGAAGAGGAUAUUGAAGUAUCUCCGAAGAAAGGACUGGGAGUCAUACUGUUUGGUUCUUGAUAAACUUGGUCUCAGGGACAAUCCUGAUUACAAGCAUUAGCAGAGACUGUAUUAUGCCAUCUUUUGUUUUUGUUGCAUUGAAAUUUUUGCAAGUUGAUCUAAUCCCUUUUCCUGAUUCUACAAGGAAAUGAAAUUGAAGUGCAGAUUUUUUUUUCCCCCCUUCCCUUUUUUUUGGGUUUUAUUUCCUCUCUUUGAAUAAGGAUGCUCAUUAAUUAUGUAGGUCCUAUCAGAGAGUUCUCUGAAAAGAAUGUAAUAUCAUAUUGUAUUUUCGAUGUUCAUCAACAGAAUUUUCUUUCACGAUUAAUACUAUAAUAGAUAAUAGUCGGUUUCCAAAUCA
Messenger RNA from Ziziphus jujuba (common jujube), 1727 nucleotides. RefSeq lists its product as uncharacterized. Gene Ontology annotation, molecular function: structural constituent of ribosome. The transcript has 5 exons. Bases 72 to 1430 code for a protein of 452 amino acids. Gene Ontology annotation, biological process: translation. Gene Ontology annotation, cellular component: ribosome. NCBI's taxonomy places the organism in Eukaryota, Viridiplantae, Streptophyta, Magnoliopsida, Rosales, Rhamnaceae. The record is from RefSeq and is a predicted model, not a curated record.